AUGGAGUUGAAAGUCUGGGUAGAUGGAGUACAGAGAGUGGUAUGUGGAGUAACAGAGCAAACAUCGUGUCAGGACGUGGUCAUUGCACUGGCCCAGGCCAUAGGCCAGACAGGGCGCUAUGUCUUAAUCCAGACACUACGGGACAAGGAGAGACAGCUUCUGCCCCACGAGAGACCUUUGGAGUACUUGUCCAAGAGUGGACAAUAUGCCAAUGACGUCAAUUUCAUACUGAAACGCACAGGGCCCAGCUUAGCUGAACGCCCGUCCUCAGACAGUGGUCCACUUCCUCCAGAGAGGACUUUUGCAAGGUCCAGCCUGCCUCUUAAUCCUAAAGCACACAGUACAGAGGUCACAAGGUCGAAAGAACCAAAAAAAUCAUUGACUUUUAAUUUGGGACCUAUGAGUUCAAGUGACCUUUUGCUAAAACACAGGCAGAAGCAGCAAAAUGGUACAGUUGCAAAAGACAGUUCUCCUAGGCAACCCAGUAAGGAUGAUAUAUUUAAGAUGGUGUUACAACAACAGGAACAGCUAAAAGCCUUGGAAAUGCAGAAUGUCUCUUUAGGCAAGGACCUCCAGACAUGGGAACGAGGCAGGUUGGUGGACCCCAUGAGGAGGAUGAGGAUGAAGUGGCUUUCUUUGAGAGGCUUAUCCGCCGAAAUGAAUCGGAACUUGGAGAGGAAAUGUUUUGGAUGGAUGAACUGGAGAGAGAGAGAGCCGAUGAGCAAAAAAGGCAGGAGAAAAUGAGAAACUUAAGAACCACAAUGGAAGAUUACACCUUGAAAAUCAAAGAGCUGAGUGACAGGACUGAGGCUUUAGAGAAGGAAAUCCAGAAAGAGACCUCAAAGCGACUUUCUGGGGAACCCAGCCCAGCUGAAAUUGAGGAAAUGGUGACUAAAAUGAGAAAAGAACUGGAGGCAAAGAAUGAACAGAGCCAACAAAUGGAGACUAAUUUGUCCAAUGUGGAAAGGGCCUGCGAGGAAGCCAAAAGAAUCCUUGAGGUCAAAACUGAGGAACUCGAGGAUCUCAACAAGGACCUCAGACAGUGUAACCUUCAGCAAUUCAUUCAGCAGACAGGAUCUAUUGUCACCAAUGGGCAGCCACGACCAAAUGAAGAAUUCCUAAAUGAACAAAGCCUCUCACAAUGGGAAGGACAGCAUAGAAGUUUAGGGCCCACUGAUUCUUUGCCACGACAUUUGACAGGUCAUCCUCGGAAUUUACAGAACUCCCUGCUCUCUAGUCGGAACCCUGAGGUAAUGCCUUCUCGAGACACAUCCUGGACAUGA
This is a messenger RNA of Staurois parvus, 1283 nucleotides long. Lineage: Eukaryota; Metazoa; Chordata; Amphibia; Anura; Ranidae. The record is from the annotation of a GenBank genome assembly.